AUCCCUUACAAGGAACGGGGUGGACUUGGGACUCAGCUAAUUAUUGUUUAACUAGGAAAGUCAGCAUUAACUUCGAGGUGGAAACUGACAAGACGUUUUAGAAGGAGGAGGAGGAAGAUGGACGGUGCCCGGAUCCACUCCCAAGACAUGGCCACCCUUGCCCAGGAGCUGGGCACGGCUUUCUUCCAACGGCAGCAGCUUCCCGCCUCCAUGGCCGACACGUUUUUGGAACAUCUGUGCCUGCUGGAUAUUGACUCCGAGCCCAUCACCGCCCGGAACACUAGUAUCGUCUGCACCAUUGGCCCAGCAUCGCAAAAGGUGGAGAUGUUACGUGAAAUGAUCAAAGCCGGCAUGAAUAUCGCACGGUUGAAUUUCUCGCAUGGAUCGCACGAGUACCACGCAAAGUCCAUUGCAAACAUCCGGGAAGCCACGCAAAGCUUUGCCAGGAAUCCUCUCUUCUACCGGCCCGUGGCCAUCGCUUUGGACACCAAAGGCCCUGAAAUUCGGACAGGGUUGAUUAAAGGGGGCGAGAAUAAAGAAGCCGAACUGGUUAAAGGAUCCCGACUGAUUGUGACCACCGAUCCAGCUUUCCGAGAACAAUGUGAUUCGCAGAAUAUUUGGGUGGAUUACGCCAACUUGCCGAAAGUUGUUAACGUCGGUGGGAGGAUCUUUAUUGACGAUGGGCUGAUUUCCUUGCUGGUCAAGGAACUCGGCGCUGACAGUUGUGUCGUCGAGGUGGAGAACGGUGGGAUGCUCUGUAGCCGGAAGGGAGUCAACUUGCCGGGGGCUAAAGUGGACUUGCCGGCGUUGUCAGAGCGGGACAGACACGACCUGGAGUUCGGGGUGCAACAGGGGGUUGAUAUGAUCUUCGCUUCCUUUAUCCGCAAGGCUGAGGAUGUGAUUGGCAUCCGACAGGCGCUGGGAGAACGCGGGCGUCACAUCAAAAUCAUCAGCAAGGUCGAAAGCCACGAGGGGGUCAAAAGGUUUGAUGAGAUCCUGGAAGCCAGUGACGGCAUCAUGGUGGCGCGUGGGGAUCUGGGGAUCGAAAUCCCUUCUGAGAAGGUUUUCCUGGCUCAAAAGAUGAUGAUUGGCCGUUGCAACCGGGCGGGCAAACCGGUUAUCUGUGCCACACAGAUGCUGGAGAGUAUGGUGAAGAAACCUCGGCCCACGAGGGCCGAAAGCAGCGAUGUGGCCAACGCCGUUCUGGACGGGGCCGACUGCAUCAUGCUAUCCGGGGAGACGGCCAAGGGAGCCUACGUGGUGGAGGCUGUGCGAAUGCAGCAUGCGGUAAGU
Messenger RNA from Pantherophis guttatus, 1293 nucleotides. The record is from RefSeq and is a predicted model, not a curated record. Lineage: Eukaryota; Metazoa; Chordata; Lepidosauria; Squamata; Colubridae.